AUGUCUGACUGUGAACGGCAAAAGAAUCAAUCUCUAAACUCUAACCAACAAUUAUUAUCUUGGGCUGAUAUUGGACAAGAAAAUCUCAUUGAUAAAUUUGAUCAAUCUCGGAAGGAAAUUGACGAUUUAAUAGGAGAAUUCAAGGACACUCAAAGACAUUGGAGUGAAGCACAUGAUCGAGCGGUUGAAUCCACUCGUCUCUAUUUUCGUUAUUUUCUUUGGGGAUUAUUUUGCGUGAUCUUUAUUCUCCUCACAGCUGCCUUUUCUAUUGGAGCCUAUUAUUUGAUUCAACAUCUUCGAAAA
Molecule: messenger RNA, 303 nt
Organism: Mesorhabditis belari
Lineage: Eukaryota; Metazoa; Nematoda; Chromadorea; Rhabditida; Rhabditidae
Source: the annotation of a GenBank genome assembly